Molecule: messenger RNA, 519 nt
Organism: Monascus purpureus
Lineage: Eukaryota; Fungi; Ascomycota; Eurotiomycetes; Eurotiales; Aspergillaceae
Source: the annotation of a GenBank genome assembly
AUGCCUUCUAACAAAAAUCGGUUGUACGUCGCGUUGUAUCCUAGUGGCGUCGUAAACAAUGAGGAGCGCAAAUACCAUUGGGGUUUUCUGAUCGGACCCAAAGCAGAACGCAGCGACGUCAUACCAGGCGCACGUUACCACGUCAAGAAUUUCCCUCUCGGCUGGACAUAUGAAGAAAUUCCAUUGGAGAAUGUCCGAGCCACCAACAGCCUCUUGGCACGCAUUCUCAUUGCCAAGAUCGAAGACGAGCAGCGUCUCAUUGCCCUUUUUCGGCGACUUCCAGUUCUGCAGGACGAUCCAAACUGGAGAUGUCGCACAUGGAUCGCAAGCGCACUCGUCGAGAUUGCGAAGGAUGGGAAGUGUGUUGGCACUGCUGAGUUGAAUUGGCAGAAGAUUGAGGCUGUUGCGAGACAGUACGUAGACCACAAGACUGCUAGUGGUCGCUAUCGGUCUGCUGCAGAUCUGAUGAAACCGAAGCCUACCUGGGACAUGCUUGAGAAUAAGGAAAGUGUACCGUAG